AUGUACAUGCGUGGAAGCUUCACUGCUUGCUCCAACGACCACGCGUCCGGAAGUUCUAGCAACUGUGAUUCGAGCGAUGUACAGCUCAGUGAGACGCUUCCUGACGCACGAGUGCUGGACGUGGGUGUUCAAAUGUUGGACAAACGCUGGCGGUAUUGCAUAAAACAAGAGACGAAACAUGCUACCAAGCAAUUGAGCAGUUGCCAUCAUCACUGUGUCCGAGUGGUGCUUAUAGGGCAAGGUCAAGCUGAACUGCCAGCAUCGGAUCCAGGAAACUGGACCGAGGGUGGCCUUGAUUGA
Messenger RNA from Peronospora matthiolae, 300 nucleotides. The record is from the annotation of a GenBank genome assembly. Lineage: Eukaryota; Oomycota; Peronosporomycetes; Peronosporales; Peronosporaceae.